AUGUAUGGAAGUGCAAGAACAAUCACCAAUCUGGAAGGUAGCCCUUCCAGAUCUCCUCGUUUGCCAAGGUCUCCUCGUUUGGGCCACAGAAGAACAAGCAGUGGGGGAGGUGGAGGAACAGGCAAGACACUGUCCAUGGAGAAUAUCCAGUCCCUUAAUGCGGCUUAUGCUACGUCUGGACCCAUGUAUCUGAGUGAUCAUGAGGGGGUGGCUUCGACAACUUACCCAAAGGGCACCAUGACUCUGGGAAGGGCCACAAAUAGAGCUGUAUAUGGAGGCCGAGUCACAGCCAUGGGGAGUAGUCCCAAUAUUGCUUCUGCUGGACUUUCCCACACAGAUGUUCUUUCAUACACGGAUCAACAUGGUGGUCUGACUAGCUCGUCUCAUCAUCACCACCACCAGGUCCCCUCCAUGUUGAGGCAGGUAAGGGAUAGCACAAUGUUAGACCUUCAAGCCCAGCUCAAGGAACUUCAGAGAGAGAAUGACCUCCUCCGGAAAGAGCUAGACAUCAAGGACAGCAAGUUGGGAUCUUCCAUGAACAGUAUCAAGACCUUCUGGAGCCCUGAGCUCAAGAAGGAGAGAGUCUUGAGGAAAGAAGAGGCAGCCCGAAUGUCUGUCCUCAAGGAGCAGAUGAGGGUUUCCCAUGAAGAAAAUCAGCACCUGCAGUUGACAAUCCAAGCCCUUCAGGAUGAGCUUCGAACCCAGAGAGACCUCAAUCACCUCCUGCAGCAAGAGAGUGGCAACCGUGGAGCCGAGCACUUCACCAUUGAGCUGACUGAAGAGAACUUCCGGCGGCUCCAAGCUGAGCAUGACAGACAAGCUAAGGAGCUGUUCCUUUUAAGGAAGACCUUGGAGGAAAUGGAGUUGAGAAUUGAAACACAGAAACAGACCCUCAACGCCCGAGACGAGUCUAUUAAAAAGCUUCUCGAGAUGUUGCAAAGUAAAGGUUUGCCUUCUAAAAGUCUUGAGGAUGACAAUGAGCGGACACGGCGGAUGGCAGAGGCUGAGUCUCAAGUCAGCCACUUGGAAGUGAUUUUAGAUCAGAAAGAAAAGGAAAACAUACAUCUUAGAGAGGAAUUGCACCGAAGAAGCCAACUUCAGCCGGAGCCAGCCAAGACGAAGGCUCUCCAGACUGUCAUUGAAAUGAAGGACACAAAAAUUGCUUCAUUAGAGCGAAACAUAAGGGAUCUGGAGGAUGAGAUCCAGAUGCUAAAAGCCAAUGGUGUGCUGAACACUGAGGACCGUGAAGAAGAGAUCAAACAAAUAGAGGUUUACAAAAGUCACUCCAAGUUCAUGAAAACCAAGAUUGAUCAGCUGAAGCAGGAGCUUUCAAAGAAGGAGUCAGAACUUCUUGCCUUACAAACAAAGCUUGAAACUCUUAGCAAUCAAAAUUCAGAUUGCAAGCAACACAUUGAAGUGCUUAAAGAGUCGCUUACUGCCAAAGAACAGAGGGCUGCCAUCCUUCAGACUGAGGUAGAUGCACUGAGAUUACGCCUGGAAGAGAAAGAGUCUUUUCUCAAUAAAAAAACAAAACAGCUGCAGGACCUCACAGAAGAGAAAGGGACACUGGCUGGAGAGAUUCGAGACAUGAAAGAUAUGUUAGAAGUGAAGGAAAGAAAAAUCAAUGUUCUUCAGAAGAAGAUUGAAAACUUGCAAGAACAGCUUAGGGAUAAAGACAAGCAACUAACCAAUCUGAAAGACAGAGUAAAGUCCUUGCAGACAGAUUCUAGUAACACGGAUACUGCGCUAGCAACACUAGAAGAGGCUUUGUCAGAAAAGGAGAGAAUAAUUGAGCGUUUGAAAGAACAGCGGGAGAGAGAUGAUCGAGAAAGAUUGGAAGAAAUAGAAUCUUUCCGAAAAGAGAACAAAGACCUGAAAGAGAAGGUCAAUGCUUUACAAGCUGAACUGACUGAAAAAGAGUCUAGUUUAAUUGACCUCAAGGAACAUGCAUCUUCAUUAGCUUCAGCAGGACUGAAAAGAGACUCCAAAUUAAAAUCUCUGGAAAUAGCCAUUGAACAAAAGAAAGAAGAAUGUAGCAAAUUGGAAGCACAGUUAAAAAAGGCUCAUAAUAUUGAAGAUGACUCCAGGAUGAACCCUGAGUUUGCAGACCGGAUAAAACAACUUGAUAAAGAGGCAUCUUACUACCGUGAUGAGUGUGGCAAGGCCCAAGCGGAAGUCGACCGGUUGCUGGAGAUCCUCAAGGAGGUGGAGAAUGAAAAGAAUGACAAGGACAAGAAGAUUGCAGAACUUGAGAGGCACAUGAAGGAUCAGAAUAAAAAGGUGGCCAACCUCAAGCACAACCAACAGUUGGAAAAGAAGAAGAAUGCCCAGUUACUGGAAGAAGUCCGCAGGCGAGAAGAUAGCAUGGCUGAUAACUCACAGCACUUGCAGAUAGAGGAACUGAUGAAUGCAUUGGAGAAGACCAGACAGGAACUAGAUGCCACCAAGGCACGCCUGGCCUCCACACAGCAGUCCCUGGCUGAAAAAGAAGCCCAUUUGGCUAACCUCCGAAUAGAAAGGAGAAAACAACUGGAGGAGAUCCUGGAGAUGAAACAAGAAGCACUGCUUGCAGCAAUCAGUGAAAAAGAUGCAAAUAUUGCCUUGCUGGAAUUGUCUGCUUCCAAAAAGAAAAAGACACAGGAAGAAGUCAUGGCUCUCAAGCGGGAAAAAGAUCGACUCGUGCAUCAGUUAAAGCAGCAGACCCAGAACAGAAUGAAGCUGAUGGCAGACAACUAUGAUGAGGACCACCACCAUUACCACCACCAUCACCACCACCACCACCACCGAUCUCCUGGGAGGCCACAACAUUCCAAUCACAGGCCCUCUCCCGACCAGGAUGACGAGGAGGGCAUAUGGGCAUAGCCGGGCCUGUAAACCAAAGUUCCAGUUUUGUUUUGAGGGGUGAGAAACCAUCUUUUAUAUCAUUUUUCUUUUAAAAAUUGCAUUCUGGUGUUGUAUUGUAUGUGUGUUCAAUUGUGUUCGCUGAUGUUUGUGACCGUGCCCUGCUUCUGUGUUCUGUGACCACCCCCAAGAGACCCCUCCUUCUACUACCCCUCCCCACAACCACAUUAUUGCUCUGGCGUGUUGGGGCCGGGUUGAGCACGAUUCAAAUGUUUCUGUGUUAUUUAAGACAUAAACUAUGCCCUUGCUAGGAUUUAUACACACUUUUCAAGGCAUGAUUGUGGACUCAGAAAUUGUCACUAUUCUCCAG
This is a messenger RNA of Panthera uncia (snow leopard), 3211 nucleotides long. RefSeq names its product ELKS/RAB6-interacting/CAST family member 2 (gene ERC2). Gene Ontology annotation, cellular component: cytoskeleton of presynaptic active zone. The coding region runs from base 1 to 2862 and encodes 953 amino acids. NCBI's taxonomy places the organism in Eukaryota, Metazoa, Chordata, Mammalia, Carnivora, Felidae. Gene Ontology annotation, biological process: neuromuscular synaptic transmission; regulation of synaptic plasticity; maintenance of presynaptic active zone structure. Gene Ontology annotation, molecular function: structural constituent of presynaptic active zone. The transcript is spliced from 15 exons. The record is from RefSeq and is a predicted model, not a curated record.